AUGUCCCCCGCCCCCAUCGACCCCCGCAUCACCGACGUCGUCCAGCCCGAAAAGGCCACUCUCGACCUCCCCGCCCCAGCCCGCGCACGCCUCGAAAAAGCCGGCAUCGACCUGUCGCAGGGCUAUCCGUAUAAGCCUGCCAGACCACUCUAUCUCGACGACGUCUACCGCAUCCGGGACUAUGAGCGGCAGCACAUCGACCCCGGGACGCGCGCUGAUCCGGAGAAGAAGGCUCUUUUCGGAGCCGCGAAGAAAAUAGUCCAUCUCACUAGGCAUAUUGGUACGGAGAUUGUUGGGCUCCAGCUUAAGGAUCUUACCGAUCAGCAGAAGGAUGAGCUCGCGCUGCUGAUUGCUGAGCGGAGUGUUGUCUUUUUCCGUGAUCAGGAUAUUUCUCCUCAGCAGCAGAAAGAGUUGGGGGAGUAUUUUGGUGAGGUUGAGGUUCAUCCACAAGCCGCCCAAGUCCCCGGCGUCCCCGGCGUGACGGUCAUCUGGCCCGCACUGCAGGCCACCGAACGAGCAGCCAGCUUCCGCCAGCCCGGCGGCGCGUCGCGCUGGCAUACAGAUCUCGUACACGAGCGCCAGCCAGCCGGCAUCACGCACCUGCACAACGACACGGUGCCAUCGGUCGGCGGCGACACCGUCUGGGCCAGCGGGUACGCGGCGUACGAGAAGCUGUCGCCGGAAUUCCGCAAGAUCAUCGACGGCCGCACCGCCAUCUACCGGUCUGCGCACGCCUAUCUCGACCGGAACGAUCCCCAUGCUGGGCCGAAGUACAUCGAGCGCGAACACCCGCUCGUGCGUGUCCAUCCUGUCACCGGCUGGAAGGCCCUCUGGGUGAACCGCGCCAUGACGGUGCGCAUUGUCGGGCUGGACCAGGCCGAGAGUGACCUGAUCCUGGGCUAUCUGUUCGACGUGUACGAGAAGAACAUCGAUAUCCAGGUGCGGUUCCGGUGGACGUCGGGGACGAGUGCGCUGUGGGAUAAUCGAAUCACCAUCCACAACGCCAGCUGGGACUACGAGGGCAAUGAGCCCCGGCACGGCACCAGAGUCACCUCCCUCGCCGAAAAGCCCUUCUUUGACCCCAAUGCGCCGACGAGGAGGCAGGCGCUGGGGCUGUUGGGGCCGGACGAGUAG
Messenger RNA from Rasamsonia emersonii CBS 393.64, 1134 nucleotides. RefSeq names its product Alpha-ketoglutarate-dependent taurine dioxygenase. Gene Ontology annotation, cellular component: cytoplasm. The record is from RefSeq and is a predicted model, not a curated record. Gene Ontology annotation, molecular function: 2-oxoglutarate-dependent dioxygenase activity. Lineage: Eukaryota; Fungi; Ascomycota; Eurotiomycetes; Eurotiales; Trichocomaceae. The coding region runs from base 1 to 1134 and encodes 377 amino acids. The transcript has 3 exons.